UGCCUCCGGCCCCGCGCAGCGGCUGCCCUGACCUGGCCGCGACCUCCCUCCGCGCGCCCCGCCGCCCCGGCCCCUGGGGUGUUCCCCAACCACGGCCCAGCCCCGCCACACCCCCCGCCCCCGGCCUCCGCAGCUCGGCAUGGGCGCGGGGGCGCUCUCCCUGGGCGCCUCCGAGCCGGGCAACCUGUCCUCUUCGGCCGCGCCGCUCCCCGACGGCGCGGCCACCGCGGCGCGCCUGCUGGUGCCCGCGUCGCCAACCGCCUCGCCCCUGACCCCGGCCAGCGAGGGCGCCGCGCCUCUCUCGCAGCAGUGGACGGCCGGCAUGGGCCUGCUGAUGGCGCUCAUCGUGCUGCUCAUCGUGGCGGGCAACGUGCUGGUGAUCGUGGCCAUCGCCAAGACGCCGCGGCUGCAGACCCUCACCAACCUCUUCAUCAUGUCCCUGGCCAGCGCCGACCUGGUCAUGGGGCUGCUGGUGGUGCCCUUCGGCGCCACCAUCGUGGUGUGGGGCCGCUGGGAGUACGGCUCCUUCUUCUGCGAGCUCUGGACCUCGCUGGACGUGCUGUGCGUGACGGCCAGCAUCGAGACGCUGUGUGUCAUCGCCCUGGACCGCUACCUCGCCAUCACGUCGCCCUUCCGCUACCAGAGCCUGCUGACCCGCGCGCGGGCGCGGGUCCUCGUGUGCACCGUGUGGGCCAUCUCGGCCCUGGUGUCCUUCCUGCCCAUCCUCAUGCACUGGUGGCGGGAUGAGGGCAAGGAAGCGAGCCGCUGCUACGAUGACCCCAAGUGCUGCGACUUCGUCACCAACCGGGCCUACGCCAUCGCCUCGUCCGUCGUCUCCUUCUACGUGCCCCUCUGCAUCAUGGCCUUCGUGUACCUGCGGGUCUUCCGCGAGGCGCAGAAGCAGGUGAAGAAGAUCGACAGCUGCGAGCGCCGCUUCCUCGGCGGCCCCGCGCGCCCACCCUCGCCCGCGCCCUCGCUGGGCUCCCCGCGCCCCGCCGCGCCCCUCGCCAACGGGCGCACCAGCAAGCGGCGGCCGUCGCGCCUCGUGGCCCUGCGCGAGCAGAAGGCGCUCAAGACGCUGGGCAUCAUCAUGGGCGUGUUCACGCUCUGCUGGCUGCCCUUCUUCCUGGCCAACGUGGUCAAGGCCUUCCACCGCGACCUGGUGCCCGACCGCCUCUUCGUCUUCUUCAACUGGCUGGGCUACGCCAACUCGGCCUUCAACCCCAUCAUCUACUGCCGCAGCCCCGAUUUCCGCAAGGCCUUCCAGCGCCUGCUGUGCUGCGUGCGCCGGGCCGCGCGCCGCAGCCGCCGGGCCUCGGGCGAGCGCUCGCGCGCCUCGGGCUGCCUGGCCGUGACCGGGCCGCCGCCGUCGCCCGGAGGCGCCUCGGACGACGACGACGAAGAAGACGAUGUCGUCGGGGCCGCGCCCCCCGCGCGCCUGCUGGAGCCCUGGGCCGGCUGCAACGGCGGCGCGGCGGCGGACAGCGACUCGAGCCUGGACGAGCCGGGCCGGCACGGCGGGGACGCCUCGGAAUCCAAGGUCUAGCGCGCCGCGCCCGGGUCCCCGCAGCUCCGGCCCGGGGACGCGGCGUCCGCACCCCUCAACCCCCCCCCCGGAGGAAACCAGCCCAGGCGCCCCCCACCACCACGAAUGGCUUCCCCGGGGCCAAGGAAUCUGUGUUUACGCAAGACCCCAAAGCAGGUGAACUCGAAGCCCGCGAACCUCGUCUCCAAAUCAGCCAAGGCCGACAGCAAAGCCGCGGGGCCCCUGGCACAGACAGGGAAGUUGGGGCAGGGGGUGGGAACGCGGCUGAUGGCUUUUUCGGGGGGGCCUCUUUGCUCUUCGUCUGUGCGCCUCCACCUUCUUUCUGUGUGUGUGAUGUGUGAUGGUGCAUCCGUAGACAUUUCUCCCCCCCCCCACCCCGCCUCCGGACGGUUUUUGACACUUUCUGCAACGACCAGCUUGGGGAGGGGCGGUAGGGGGCCCCCCCGGGAGGAGAGAAGCUCUAGGAGAUCAGAAUCCGUGUAGCUGGCUGCCACCGCGACCUCCUCGGGAUGCAGUCAUCCGGAGGGGCGGGGCGGGAGAGGGGAGGACAGGGUGUCAGGACAGGUUUUCCUUUGCUUUCCAGAGAAAUUCCAGUGUAUUCCUGAGGAAUGAUUUUUCUCUCCCGUUCUUAAAAGCAAAGGGAAAGGAUGGAAGCGAAAGCCACGUUUCGAGAAAACGGAGGCUGUGCUUGGAAGCAGCCUCCCUCCCCCUUGCUCUCCUUUCCAGGGCAAGUCUGCCCUUCCCGUGCGUCUGGGUGGUCAGGGUUUCUACCUCAUUCUGUGCACAUUGAUUGCACAGCAAGAUAGAAAGACUUGUUUAUAUUAAACAGCUUAUUUGUGUAUCAAUAUUAGCUGGAAGGACCAGGCGCUGAGCCUCUGUAACCAUGUGACUGUCCAUUGAGGAGAGGACAGAGAAAGGGAAAAAGAAAAUACACAAAGGAAACAGUUCAGAUUACUGCACAUGUGGGUAAAGACAAAAAAUACAAAAUAAGGAAUGAGUUAAAAUGCCAUUUUUGCACAGUGUUAAGGAUUGUAAAGUCCACAGAAGAUGUUACUUGCACAAAAAAAAAAGAUUUUUUUAUGGGGGGGCUUGGGGGGGUCUUUAAAACUAAAAUAAAAUUCAAACUCUACUUUUGUUGUCGAUGCUGUUAUUGAGCUGAUGAUUUGCUGGAAAGAUACCUUUUUAUACUCUUAUCAUGGUACUGUAAUUGUAUCCAUAGUAUACAUAUAAUUAUCUUAAGGAUUAUUUUUUAUUUUUUUAUGUCCAACUGCCCAAGUGAAUCUGGUGAAAAAAAAAAAAAAAGCACUUAUGUGUAAGUUCUACUCCCGCCUGUGUUUUACCAAGUAUUUAUACUCUGGUGCAACUAACUACUGUGUGAGGAAUUGGUCCAUGUGUAAUAAAUACCAAUGAAGCACAAUCAAGGUUAUGUGCCGUAUGUCUGUAGGGGAUCAGUGAUUAUGGAAAAGACUGUUUCGAAAUAUAGGCUGGAUUUCCCAUAGAGCUCUUUUAAUAGCUUUUCAUGACUCAAUAACAUAACCAAAAGCCUCUAGACCAAAUAAGGCAGGCACCUAACUAGGAACUACAGACUAAAAUUUCACAGCCGGAUUCCAAGUAUUCUAGACAGCUUGUAGGUGUUUUCAAGAUUCCAUCUGCUGCUCCUGACUUAAGAACUAUCAUUUGGGAUUGCCUGGCUUCUUCAGAAAGAAGUGAUCGGGCCAGAUACCUCAGCUGCAACUGGCCCAGCAAUGCAGGAGAGAAAAACUAACUCGUUAAACUAUCAGUUGCCUACUUGGAAAGUGAGACCUGCAGUGUAAACAGUGUCUUGGACUGCACACAGGAAUCUGAGCUUCCUGGAGAGCAAGUGACCCGUAUGGACAUCUACCGACAUAUCACACUCGUGUCUUCUGUACUCAUUUCCGUUGGUCUGGUCCCUGCGUGGACAAAUAGUGGAUCAGUACACUCUCAGCACUGCCAAUGAUUGCAGCCGUAGCCAGGUGUGAACAAAACACCACAACAGAACUUCACUUGCAGCCUACAAGCUAGUACCGCAACGGAAAAAGUGUGCAAGAACCACAACUGGCAAUGAAACCCCCUGACCAGCAUGUGUGAGAACUGCAGGAGCGCCCCCCCCCCCACCACCACCACUGAACAUAUGGAGCUCAACUAAGAACAUUGAGCACUGCUAAAGGCAUAGCAGCCUCGGUUGAGCACUGAGACCAGAUGAGCGGCCCCUGGCAAGCACCGGGGGCUGAGAACUGGGGUCUGGGGCUGGGAUGGGGCCAGAGAGGAGGGAUGGAUGAAGGGAGAAAACCCCAAACACAACUGCCUCACAUUUCAGAGUGUGGGCGCCCACUGGUGGCAGGGAUGUGAACACCAGCUCACCACCGCCAGGAAGCGGAAUUAAAGGGGACUGGAAACCUGGCCCCACUUCGUCCUCCUUCCCCAGGGAGGUUAUGGGAUACAAUUCACAAACACAGCUCCCUUUUGCUGCUGGUGGUAAAAAAUUCCAGCUCCCACAACGUCUUUCCUCCCUUCCAGUCUUCAUUCCCGCAAAGGGAUGCUGCCGUUCCUUCCCAGGGCCGAAUCUCUGCAGGAGGGAACCAGCAUUCACGGAAAAGCUCAGCGGCUGAGCCACGCCCCCUGCUGGCCGUCGGCGGCUGCGCACUUGGCCUGGCUCUGGAUUGAAAACGGGCAUCCGUGCCCUGUCCCCAGGGCGCUGUCCACUGCCCCGCCACAGUCCCCUUCCGCCUCCAAUCGCCCGGCAUCCUUCAGCGGGGGCUGCAGGUUUCAGGUGGCACUAGGUGACUUCUAUCAGCCACACUUAACAGAUGAGAACACUGAGGCCAGAGAGGCGAGUUGUCGCGCCUAAGGUUUUCCAGCUGUACCCGCCCCAGUCUUCCAGAGCGUUCUCUGUUGUCUAUUUUUUUUUAAUGUAGGAGUACUGCUAUUUAUUCAGCCAUUGAUUAAGCUGAUUGAAUUAGGCAUGAUCUCCGCAUUACUUUUUUAAGUUCAGUAUGUUAAUUUAAUUUUAUUAUUAUUCUAUUGGGCUGGAGCGAUAGCACAGCGGGUAGGGCAUUUGCCUUGCACGUGGCCGACCCGGGUUCGAUUCCUCCACCCCUCUCAGAGAGCCCAGCAAGCUACCGAGAGUAUCCCGCCCGCAUGGCAGACUGGCAAGCUACCCGUGACGUAUUCGAUAUGCCAGAAACAGUAAUAACAAGUCUCACAAUGGAGACAUUACUGGUGCCUGCUCAUGGGAUGACAGUGCUACAGUGCUAUUACUUUAUUAUCAUUAUUUUAAUCACCAUGAGAUACAGUUUGAGAUACAGCUUUUCUGUUUGAGUUUCAGUCAUACAAUGAUCGAUCACCCAACCCUCUACCAGGGCACAUCUUCCACCACCAAGGUCCCCAGUACCCCCCCAUCCCAACCCUCCCCCUGCCUCUAUGGCAGACAACCUCCCCCAUAUUCUCUUUUGUAGUGCUUGUUAUAAAUAGCAUGCCAUGUGGCCACAAGAGCGACUGCAUGCUCCUAGAAUUCUAAAAUUUUCGAUAAUUAGGGUCUAAUUAUCUUAUUAGAGGAAUUAGAUAAUUAGAGGAAUCUCUGCAGUGAGCUGCUUGGUUGAAGAAUCUUUUGUGUGUCUCUGAAUCAUGGCCGUUGAGGAGCUUAAGUAGCAGCUGGUGGCAGUUUGUGGGCGUGACCUCAGGGUCCCAUGGGGACGGGAAUGGGGUGGGGUCCAUAAGGAGGAUCGACCCGUACCCUAUCCCUUGAGGCCUGGAGUUCGAUGUCACUGACCCUGCGUACCUGCACUUCUCAUUGGGUCCUGGAAGUUGGCGGCCGCUAGGGUUUUUUAGGGUUCUCUGUUGUCUUAGGUGGAGAAUCCUGGCCUCUGGGCAGCCUGAGAAGACAUCGACACCAUCUCUCGGCACUCUGGGACGCCCCUGCAGAACCUUUACUGUGUUUAACAGGGGCCACAAGGAUGCACCCUCCCUCUGCUCCUCCCUGGCUGCGGUUGGACAAAGGGCAACAUCCAAAUGGCGAGGGCAAUGUGGCGUGGGGUGGAAGGUGGCUCACUGGCCCCGGCACUUGCCUUGCAAGCAAGUGUGAGGUCAGGAGUUCAGUCCCCGGUACUGACACGUGUGCCAGGCACAAUCCUAGCAGCUCUGCUGCCUGAGGCUCCCGGCCCUGCAAGGGUCAUCACAGCCAGGCGGGAGUGAGCACCACAGCUGGAUGACGUGACCCCACUGUGGGCAGGGGGAGGCAGUGCCGUCAGGAGUGUGACAGCUGACAGCAUGUGUCCUUGCAGCGACCUGGGUGAAUCCCCUAACCAAGCACACAUGUGACCCGGGUCUCUGCCACAGAGAAGGGCACGAGGACUACUGCGUUUUUGUAUUUGCCUAUUUUUGGUGGUGGGGUUGGGGAAUUGAACGCAGACCUUCUGAAGUUGCAAAACAUGCACCUAAUUGUGGAGUCAUGGAAACUGCAGGGAAGAGUCUCCAAGCAAGGUCUGUUGUGUGAGACGCUGGCAGCUUCUUUAAGCAAGUGAGCUGGGAUCUGUGUGAAAGGUAUCCGUGCAGAGAGGAGCUGCAAUGAUGAUCAAGCCCCUUCCCAAGGCAUCCGGCUUCAUCCUUUUUGUUUUAUUUAUUUAUUUAUUUAUUUAUUGCUUUUUGGGUCACACCCAGUGAUGCUUAGGGGUUACUCCUGGCUCUGCACUCAGGAAUGACUCCUGGCAGUGCCCAGGGGACCAUAUGGGAUGCCGGGGAUUGAACCCAGAUUGGCUGGGUGCAAGGCAAACACCGUACCCGCUGUGCUAUCGCUCUAGCCCCUGGGCUUCAUCCUUGGGGAGGCAGCAGAGGAUCGAGAACAGUGCCCCAAACUGACCUAAAUUCCAGCUCAGUUAAGUCCCUGAUUGUCAGCCUCCCUCAAAGCCUGUAAUCAGGCUCUAGUUUGGUCCUUGCCCCUGGGGGGUGAUGUCUUUUUAAUUUUAACCGUGUUCCUUGUCAUUUCAAAGAGCAAAUGUUUUCGGGUUUGGGGGUGAUGGUGUAUUAGCAACAGUGGGCAUGGGCAGGACCCACUUCUGGCUCUGUGCUCAGCGGUCACUCUCCAGGAGGUGCCUGGGGGACCGUACGCAGUGCUAGGGUGAACACCUAAAGCUCAGGGUAGCGCCUCACACAGAAUACGAUCACCACCGCUUGGUUAUGCCAAGAGAAGGAUCCAGAAGCACUCAGAGAGGCUUUUUAAAAGAAAUAGUUUUUAUUUUUAUUUUGUUUUAGGGGCUACACCUGAUAGUGCUCAGAAGCUACACCUGGCUCAGUGCUUGGGAAUUGCUCCCCAGCAGUGCUCAGACCACCGGGCACCAGGGAUUGGGCCCAGGAUUCCUGCAUACAAAGCAUGCACUCAGCCUAGCACCCUCCCACUCAAAGAGCCUUUUCUUAGUAUGCAGUGGGAUGGAUGGUGUAGCCAGAUAGUCAGAAAGUAAAUCCGUGGCCUGCAGGUUAAAAUGUGUGUAUAGUUGGGGGGGAGGGGGCGGGUCGAUAGUACAGUGGGUAGGGUGUUUGCCUAGCAUGCGGCUGACCUAGGUUUGAUCCCUAGCAUCCCAUCCCCGAGCACUGCCAAGAGUAAUUUCUGAGUGCAGAGCCAAGAGUAACCCCUGAGCAUCACCGGUGUGAUGAAAAAAAAAAAAAAGACCACUCCCCCCCUCAAAAAAAAGAUGUGCCGUGGUCUCCACCAACUUGGCAUUGACUUCAUCCAGUCACCACAGACCUCCUCUCCCAAUCCAAACUCAGUAAGUGGCCGCAUCUGCUUUUCAUUUGCAGUUUUAAAGCACUCUGCCACCUCUCUCCCUAAGGAUGGGCUUCUGAAGCAGAGGUUAAUCUGGAAAACCCUGGCCGGAUACGAGGAGUCCUGGCCCCCAAGAGAUACUGUGCUGUUUGCAUAGCAGAGAAGUAUGGGAAUAUCUAACACAUAAAUACACUCUGUGUGUGUGGGGGGGGGGCACCUGGUGCUCCUCGGGGGUUACUCCUGGCUCUAUACUCAGGAGUUACUCCUGGCGGUGCUCAGGGAUCGUAUGGGAUGCCGGGGAUCAAACCCAGAUUGGCCACGUGCAAGGCAAGCACCCCACCCGCUGUACUGUGGCUUAUUUCUUUAUUAGCCCACUAUCUUAAAGCCUGAAGCAGCCCUCUAGCCACCCUACAAAAUUCCCUGCACCCCCUCUCACCCAUGUCCCCAAGACAUACUCUUUCACCCAAGACAACGAGCAAUGCUGCCAGGACCUGGGUGUUUCACCCUCCAGGCGUACCGUCCUUUCCAGAAGCCUGUGUAGGGGCCAAAGAGAUCGUACAGCAGGCAGGGCACUCACCUUGCCCGCGGCUGCCCUGGCUUCCAUCCCCGGCAUCCCACAUGGUCCCCUGAGCCCCUGCAGGAGUGAUUACUGAGUGCAGAGCCAGGAGUGAUCCCUGAGCACUGCUGAGUGUGGCCCCGAGUAGGUGGAGAUGCUACUCACAAGCCUCUUGAGCCUGAUUUACAAUGGCAAGAAGGAACAAGGUGGAAUCAGGAACCCCCAUGGGACAGCCUCACCCCCCGCAGGACUUUGCCUUUGGAACUGGACUUGGAAUGUGACUCGGCACCCCGAACCUCCUCUUCCCUGCCUUCAUCUCCUCUCAGUCGACAGGCCCGGGAACUGAAGAGUGCUGGGAAGCCAGGUACAGCCAGAGCUCUCUGGGCAGGUAAGAGCCGUGUGUCGAGGGAGCGAGUCAGAGACUAAAGUGUUUCCUGCUUUGUACCCAACUUUCGGAUCUUUGAAAGUGAUCAGCAACACAUGGGCCUUCCAGCUGGGGCUGUGGCAUACGAGUCACUAAUAUUUACCCCUCGAACUUCAGGACCCCGUCAAGAGUUCUUGAGAUGGCAGCUUCCCCAUUUCUGUCCAGGAAGCUAGACCCUGAGCUUGUGUGUUGUCGUCCCACUCUGGACCCUGGGUCACCUUGGAACAGACGCAUUUGGGGCUGGAGCGAUAGCAAGGCAUCUAAGGCAUUUGCCUUGCACGUGACGGACCCGGGUUCGAUUCCCAGCAUCCCAUAUGGUGCCCUGAGCACCGCCAGGGGUAAUUCCUGAGUGCAGUAACCCCUGAGCAUCGCCGAGUGUGACUCAAAAAGCAAAAAAAAAAAAAAAAAAGGGAACAGAGGCAUUUAACCUCACAGAAGAAUGAACGUCAGAAAUGGCUCCGGCUUUUCACCCAUAAAACUGGAGCUAUUUCUAUGGGAAAGUGAGUUCUGAUGCUGAAUUAGGAUGCAAGGGUCCCCCUUUCCUCACCCCAAAGUAACAAAGAGAUAAAACCCCCAAUCCAGGAAAAGGCCUGCUCAGAGUCCAAGGAAGUACACACAUGCAUGGACUUCUGGGAAGGUUAAUGGGGCCUUACAGGCACUGUGGGUGUCCAGGCCGUGGGUGUCCAGGUCGUGGGCAGAAGUCCUGCCCAAGAUGUAGAGCAAGGCAGCAGGGGAGUGGGCACAAAAGGUGAAAGGUCCCCAAGUCAUCCACAAGGGUCACAGGUCUUAGGAUAAGCAAGACAGGAAGAAGCUGACCACCACCCCCACCCCAACACACACACACACACACACACACACACACACGCCAGUCACAGGUCUUAGGAUAAGCAAGACAGGACAAACUGACUACGGCCCCCACCCUAACACACACAUACACACACACACAUACAAAGGGUCACAGGUCUUAGGAUGACAGGAAAAACUGACCACCGCCCCACCCCAACACACACACACAUAGACAUAAACAUGCACGAGUGUGCGCGCGCUUCCCUACUUUCUGUUAAAAAGGGCAAUAGCAUAGCACGAUAUGAAAUACCCAUCAGACUGCUGAAAGGAGUGAUACAUAUUUAGCUCCUUGCAAACAACAGAUUGAUUAUCUGGGAAUUCUGACUGACGUAGAGCCUGAGUAUUUAUAUUUUUAUUAAGUGUCAGAUUAUUAGCAUGAUGCAAAUCUAAAAUCAAUGGCUUAAAACAGCAAGGAAAAAUAAAGAGCAAAAUGUUAAGCUCUCCAGUAAAAUUUGAGCUGGGUAGUAAUGCAUUAGUUUAGACAGGCUCAUCAGGCAGCUCUGUGUGUGUGUGUGUGUGUGUGUGUGUGUGUGUUAUGCAUUAGUUUAGACAGGCUCAUCAGGCAGCUGUGCGUGUGUGUGUGUUAGAUUGGGGCAGCCAGGUUAGUCAGGCAUAGAAUCGGUUGUACAAGAAUACUGAGUAAUUACAACACUUUUUUACCAUGAGGAGAAUCAGGACCAAGUGGCAGUAGGAGUACAACAGGAGAAAAUUAAGCAAAGUUUAAGUAAUUUUGUGGAAAAAAUGAAUAUAUUAGUGGCUUACAAAAGGCCAGCUUUUGCUCUCAAUAAACAGAGAAUUUAACUCUAACCUGGCAUUCAAUUUAACCUGCUUACUAUUGCUUACUAACUUCUAAUAUUCAUCUUCUAGCAAAGACAAAUAUGGAAGCAAAAUCCCCAGUCUGGUUUAUAAAAGAAAAUUCAAGCAAUUUUAAUCAGUCCUGCCAGCAGUUUAGAGAAUCCAUUUAGCAAGAGAUGUAUGUUUAUAAAUAAUCAAAGAUGCCAUUAAAAUAUAACUUGGUAAACAGGCAUUACCUAUUUAAUAAGUACAAUAUAUACAUAGAAUUCUCUUGAAAAGCGUCAUUUUAUACAGAAACAUAUUUACAAAAUGAACAGUGUCAUCAAAUGAACGAAUAUGUACAAUGCAUCCGUGUGUGUAUAUAUAUUAUAUAUAUGAACUUUGGAAGAUAAAUAAGGUUUUCAUCAUUGCAGUUAAAAUGGACAGCCAUAUGCAUUUUAAAAAUUCCAUUCCAGAAUAAAACACGUCUUUAAUAGGCAAUGGUAUUUUUCACUUAUUUUCCUAAAAUUCUUCAUGUUUGCAUACUUGAAAUUUUUCAAGUUUCUAGUGCCCCCAACUGGUGUUUAAACUUAAUCUCAGUGUCAAAAUAUCAGACACUUUGUUUUUAAAAAAUGAUAGAAAAAUGGUCUGCUGGAGUCAAUAUGCAUAAGGCAAAUCAACCUUCCUGAAAAUCAGUACGGUUUACACAUAUUCCCCGGGGUGGCAGGUGAACAUUUACCAGAGCAAAGGUUUCUCUAAAGGCUUUUUCUUUCAACCGGAACAUCUCGGUCAAAAUUCACAUGUAAAAUCCUUUAGAGACUAAUAUACCGUAAAGCAAUGAACACACACAUGAGAAACAAUUAGAUGCAUCUUCCUAAGCAUCAAGGAGGCAUCAUUAAGAACCUAUUAAAAUGGCAAAAUACCAAUGACCUUUCCUGGUCUUUGGCUCUCUUUUUUUUUUCUUUUUUCUUAAAGAAAUACUCAGCUGUGACAAAAAUGAGGACACAUGCAGAACCAUCGUGAAGAUGGCAACCUACUGACACAGACCUCGGCAAGAAUUCACUUCCCAAAGCCUCAUACCAGGGGGGGCUUCUGAGUCAGCUACCUGCCCAAGAGGACCAGGUGUGUUCCUGACUCAGUGGAAGGGAUGAGACUAAAAGCCUGCUCCUCCGACCCCCAACAAUGAAAACAAGGGACAGGAAGUUUCCUGCCUGAUGUGUGCCCCAAUUUAACCAUACUACCUAGCAGGGGGCCAGGUAGUUUCCCCCCCAAAGUGUGCCCAAUCAAAAGAAUGAUAGGUUGAUAGCCUGGUCAUAUUUAAGGUCAAGACAGACUGCUUUAACAUGGUUAUAAAGAUAACAAUAUUUUUUAAAAUAACUGAAAUUCAUUUUUCGGCCCAAGUUUAUCAUUUUCAAUGCUUAACACUUAGGCUAAAGUUAUAAGUGAUUAUGGGAAAAGGGAAGUCACAGUAAGUAGUCGCUUAAAAAAAAAAAACAAACAACUGGCCAAUAUGGACCACCACGCGGGGAGCAUGCAGGCGUGCAGAUAGCAUACAGGACUCUGGUUUCUCCAGGUCAGAGAUGACCUUGAUUUUGAAGAGUGUAAUUACUAUUAAACAUAAAAAGCAAAUGCCCCCCAGAGCUCAGGGUUAUCCAGACCGUGCUCUUCUUCCGGUCACCCCACCUUCUCCCCCUGGAUCCAACAGAGGAAGGGAGAGCCCCUCCGCCCUCAGCCCUCACGAGGCAUAGAGAGCCGAGACCAUCUCUGGGCCUUACUGUGCUCAGUCCUCAGACACGCACCAAAUGGCACACCAGAAACUCAAACACAAGAGGAGAACAAGGCAUUUUCUUCAAAAGUUGUCCACAGUUUUGCUCGUUUGUAGGAGGGAGGAGGUAACAGUAAAAAAUGUGGAUUACAAUAAUUCUCCAAAUAAAAAUGGGUGGCACAAAUGUUAA
Sorex araneus (European shrew) is the source of this 11877-nucleotide messenger RNA. It is a transcript of the gene ADRB1, whose product is annotated as adrenoceptor beta 1. The coding region runs from base 140 to 1546 and encodes 468 amino acids. Gene Ontology annotation, biological process: adenylate cyclase-activating adrenergic receptor signaling pathway; norepinephrine-epinephrine-mediated vasodilation involved in regulation of systemic arterial blood pressure; positive regulation of heart rate by epinephrine-norepinephrine. NCBI's taxonomy places the organism in Eukaryota, Metazoa, Chordata, Mammalia, Eulipotyphla, Soricidae. The transcript is spliced from 2 exons. Gene Ontology annotation, molecular function: beta1-adrenergic receptor activity. The record is from RefSeq and is a predicted model, not a curated record. Gene Ontology annotation, cellular component: membrane.